Phytophthora nicotianae INRA-310 is the source of this 243-nucleotide messenger RNA. RefSeq lists its product as hypothetical. The record is from RefSeq and is a predicted model, not a curated record. Lineage: Eukaryota; Oomycota; Peronosporomycetes; Peronosporales; Peronosporaceae. Bases 1 to 243 code for a protein of 80 amino acids. The transcript has a single exon.
AUGCGCAACCAGCUACGAUCAAAAGCUGAAAUGGACUUCUUCAUCGAGUGGGUACUGGGGUGUUGUACACUGCACAACAUGCUUGCAAAACUGGGUGACGCAUGGAAGUGCAUGGCAUCAGACGACGAUGAAGAUGAUGGCAUUAUUGAUUCGAUUGAAGGGGAUACUGAAAGGUCUAUUCGUGAGAAAGUAAAAUCAAUUACGCUGCAGAUGCACCGUUUUGCUACGUAUGAAUGCAUGUAG